AUGUCCUCUGCCUCCUCCAACUCUCCUUUUGAAAAUGGAGUCAUGCUGUACAUGGCUUAUUUAAGCAAGGAGGGGCUGCAAACAUUCAAGCAGCUUUUAGUGGAUGAGAACCCCAGACCUGGAUCAGUCCAGAUCACCUGGGACCAGGUGAAGACAUCCAGAUGGGGAGAGAUGGUUCAUCUCUUGGUGGAGUUCUUCCCUGGACGACUAGCUUGGGAUGUGACUCAUGACAUAUUUGCCAAGAUGAACCAGACAGAAUUGUGUCUUCGGGUACAGAUGGAACUAAAUUACAUUCUACCCAACCUGGAGCUCGAGGACUUGAACCCAAGAGAAAUGCCAGUGAAUUUGGAGGAAGGAGAAUCUGAUAAAAUACAGGAGUACAAAGAGCACGUGACGGAUGAGUAUUCCAUGAUGCGGACGAUGACCCCCUGGUCUGGGAGCCAUGCAGACUUCUUCUACCAAGACAUAGAGAGACACGAGAGGUUCUUACCAUGCCUUUUUCUUCCCAAAAGACCUCAAGCCAGACAGCCCAAGACUGUGGUCCUACAGGGAGUCGCUGGGGUUGGAAAAACAAGUUUGGCCAAAAAGGUGAUGCUGGAGUGGGCAGAAAACAAGUUCUACCACCACAAGUUCCGCUGUGCUUUCUACUUCCAUUGCCGGGAAAUGGCUCAGGUGAAUGAGCAGAGCUUCGCAGAGCUGAUUGCCCGUAAGUGGCCUGGGUCACAGUCUCUCAUGUCCAAGAUUAUGUCCAAACCAGACCAACUUCUGCUCCUCUUUGAUGGCUUUGAGGAAGUGUCACUGACCCUCACGGAUAGACCAGCUGACCUGAGUGAUGACUGGAUCCAGAAAUUGCCCGGGCCUGUCCUCCUGGCUAGUCUGCUGAGCAAAAGAAUGCUUCCUGAAGCCACCUUACUGAUCACCUUCAGGUUCACAUCUUGGAGGAAGCUCAAGCCCUUCCUGAAACAACCCUCUUUCAUAACACUCACGGGGUUUAGUAUGGCAGAGAGAGCCAAGUACUUCAGGACAUAUUUCGGAAACAAGAGGGAUGCUGAUGAAGCCUUGAGGUUUGUCACGGGAAACACAGUUCUCUUCUCCAUGUGUCAGGUCCCUGCAGUUUGCUGGAUGGUGUGUUCCUGUCUGAGACAGCAGAUGCAGAGAGGAGCAGACCUUGCACAGGCAUAUCCAAAUGCCACAGCUGUUUUUGUCCAGUAUCUGUCUGGCUUCUUUGCCACCAAGCCUGGAAGCCCUCCCAGAAACACUCAUCAGACACGACUGGCAGGUCUGUGUUAUUUGGCCGCAGAGGGCAUGUGGAACAUGAGAUGGGUGUUUGACACGAAAGACCUCGAGCAGGCCAAGCUGGAUGAGACCGCUGUUGCUACUUUUCUCCGUGUGAAUAUUUUUCAAAAGGUGGCAGGUGAUGGAGACCGCUAUGCAUUUGCCAUUCUAAGCUUCCAGGAGUUUUUUGCUGCCUUUUUGUACGUUCUGUGCUUCCCCCAACGACUCAGAAAUUUCCGGGUGUUGGACCGUGUUCAGAUCAUACGCCUGAUAGCAUAUCCCGGAAGAAAGAAAAACUACCUUGCUCAGAUGGGGCUCUUCUUAUUUGGCCUUUUAAAUGAAAAGUGUGCUUCAGCUGCGGAGAAGUCAUUUGGAUGCAAGCUGUCCCUGGGCAACAAGAAGAAGUUGCUGAAAGUGGCAGCCCUGUUGCAUGAAUGUGGCCGACCCACACUGCACCACGGUGUCCCGCAGCUGUUCCACUGUCUGCAUGAGAUCCAGGAGGAGGCAUUUGUGCGUCAGACCCUAAGCGAUUGUCAGAAUGCUGCUUUGAUCAUCAGCAAGAAGAAAGACAUGCAAGUGUCUGCCUUUUGUCUUAAGUACUGUCAACGUCUGCGGGAUCUAGAACUGACUAUGACCCUGACCAUCCCCCACGUGGGCACACUCAGCCUGGAUCCCCUACAUUCUGCUGAACCAGAAAGCAGUGACCAGUGUUUUCUCUGGUGGCAAGAAUUCUGCUCCGUGUUUAGGACACAUGAGAAUUUGGAAGUCCUGACUUUGACCAACACUUCUUUGGAGGCUGAGUCAGUGAAGGUUCUUUCUGCGGCUCUGAGACAUCCUGGAUGUAAACUGCAAAAACUCAUCUUCAGACGUGUGCAUCCCUCCAUGCUGAACGAGGACCUAAUCCAAGUUUUGACUGAAAACCAGUAUCUGAGCUACUUGGAAAUACAAGGCACGGAAGUGAGACAUGAGGCCAUGGAGUUUCUGUGCACAGCCUUGAAAUGUCCGCAGUGCUAUCUGCAGUGUCUGAGGCUGGAAGACUGCUCAGUUACCCCUAAAAGUUGGAUUGAUCUUGCCAAGGAUCUUGGAAGUAACAAACACCAUAAGAAACUCUUAAUCUCACAAAACAAACUGAGGACAUUUGGGACGUAUUGCCUGCCAGUGGACCAACUAGAGAGGCUGUCACUGGAGAACUGUGAGCUCGCACCGCUUACCUGUAAAACUCUUACCUCCUCCCUCAAGAGUAAUGAGAUGCUGACCCAUCUGAGCUUGGCAGAAAAUACCCUGAAGGAUGAAGGAGCGAAAGAGCUUUGCAACGCCUUACAGUGUUCUACGUGUCCUCUACAGAGGCUGGUCCUGAGAAACUGUGCCCUGACCUCCGACUGCUGUCCGGACCUGGUCUCCGCUCUGGAUAAAAACAAAAAUUUGAGAAGCUUAGACCUUGGUUUUAAUAGCCUGAAGGAUGAUGGCGUUAUCCUGCUCUUUGAGGCCCUCAUGAAACCCCAGUCUGGCCUCCAGAUUCUGGAGCUGGAGAAGUGUCUGCUCACCGCUGUGUGCUGCCAGGCUAUGGCUUCCAUGGUCCUGCACAACCAGAGCCUCAGAUACCUGGACAUGAGCAAGAAUGACAUCGGGCUCAGGGGCAGAGAGCUCCUGCGGGAGGCCUUCCAGCAGCGCAAGGGGAACAAGAAGGUUGUUCUGUACCAUUUCUCCAUUUUAUUAAGGAAUCCACUUUUCCAUCAAAAUCUGAGCUCUCAGCUUUGCACGAAGAUGAGAGAAGUCAAAUUACCCUCCUUUUCCAACUAUGCACUGCAAUGGUGUUUCAUGCAGCUGAGCAAGGAAGAGUUUCAGACGUUUAAGGGACUGCUCAUGGAAAAAGCUUCCGAAGUGGCAGUGUGCUCCUUUCCAUGGGUUGAGGUGAAUAACGCCGACAUGGAACAUCUAGCCUCCCUCUUGCAUGAGCAUUAUGAAGAAUCUCUUCUCUGGAAAAUAUCCAAUCACAUCUUUGAAACGAUGGGCCUGUCCACCCUCUCUGAGAAGACUUUCUUCAAAUGUUGUUUCCUGUUUUUGUUCUCCCUUCCCCCGUCCAACUUGGGCCGUGGAGAUAAGACAAGGGACUACAAGGGCUACGUGAUGACAAAAUUUGCUGCAAAGUCGGAUGAAUUCCAUGGUUUUGAACACCUUGCCACUGACUGUCCAGAAAUGCAAAUGUUGCUGGGAGCUUUCAAUCCAGACCAGACGGGCUUCCAGCCCCGCACUGUGGUUUUGCACGGAAAAUCAGGAAUCGGGAAAUCCGCUUUGGCCCGAAGGGUCCUGCAGUGCUGGGCGCAGGGUGAACUCUACCAGGUCAGGUUCUCCUACGUCUUCUUCCUCCGUGCCAGAGACACGCAGUGCAUGAGGGAGGGCAGCUUUGCAGAGUUAAUUUCUGGAGAGUGGCCAGACUGCCCAGUUCCAAUGAUGGAGAUCAUGUCCCAACCAGAAAGGCUCUUGUUUAUCGUUGACGGUUUUGAUGACCUGGACUUCACCUUCCAAGAUGACGACGCGAGUCUCUGUGAAGACUGGGCAGACAAGCGCCCCCCGUCUGUUCUGAUGCGUAGUCUGCUGAAGAAAGCGCUGCUCCCGGAAUCCUCGCUGAUGAUCACCGUCAGAGACACGGGCAUAGAGAAGCUCAAAUCCAUGCUCACAUCACCCCGUUACCUGCUCGUGGGGGGCAUCUCCGUGGAGAAGAGGGUCCAGCUGCUCCUUCGGCACACGAAGAACGAGCAUCAGAAGACGCAAGCCUUGCGUGCCGUGGCCGACAGCCGCUCGCUGCUGGACGCGUGCCAAGUCCCCGUCUUGGGGUCACUCAUCUGUGAGGCUUUGAACCUGCAGGAGGCAUGUGGAGAACGCCUUCCCCCUCCCUGCCACACUCUCACAGGCUUGUACGCCACGUUCGUGUUCCACCAGCUUGGCCCGCGAGACGCCUCCCGGCGCCGUCUCAGCCAGGACGAGACUGCUGUCUUGAGGAGCCUGUGCCUCCUGGCUGUGCAGGGCGUGUGGCACAGGAAGUUUGUGUUCUAUGCAGAUGACCUCCAUGCCCAUGGACUGCGGGAGUCUGAGCUCUCUGCUCUGCUUCACACAGACCUCCUCCUCCAGGACGGCCGCCGGGAGAGGUGCUGCUACUCCUUCCUGCACAUCAGCCUGCAGGAGUUCUGUGCUGCCCUGCACUAUGUUCUAGAAGGACUGGAGACAGGGAGUCAUCCCUGCCCUGUGUUCAUGCAGGGGUUGGCAGCGCUCCGACCAGCGGGCUCCGACUCCCACCUGCACCAGAUGAAGCGGUUCUUGUUUGGCCUCAUGAGCAAAGAGGUGACGGGGGCUCUGGAGGUCCUGCUCGGGCGCUGUGUCCCCCGGGCACUGAAGCGGGGACUUCUGAGCUGGAUCUCUCUGCUGGGGCGACAGCCAGGCACCUGCACCCCGCCGGACUUGCUGGAUGCCUUCCACUGCCUUUUCGAGAUUCAGGACGAGGAGUUUGUCCGCUUGGCAUUGGACAGCUUCCAGGAAGUUUGGCUUCCAAUAGGGCACCGGACAGACGUGCUGGUGUCCGCCUUCUGUCUGCAGCGGUGCCGGUAUUUGCAGAGAAUCCACAUCGAAGUCCCACAGAGCCUCUCAAAGGACGAGUUCUCCGAUGCGCAGCCCCUCAUUCCCCAAGGGAUGCCAGCCAAGACCCUUGCUGCUGAGUGCUGGGAAAGUCUCUGUGUCGUGCUCAGCACCCACCCAAGCCUGAGGGAACUCGACCUGAGCGGCAGUGUCCUGAAUGAGCGGGCCAUGAAGACCCUGUGCAUCAAGCUGAGGCAGCCAACAUGUAAAAUACAGAAUCUGAUAUUUAAAGAUGCGCAGGUUCCCCUGGGCCUUCGUCAUCUCUGGAUGGUUCUCAUUACCAACCAUAACAUGAAAUACCUGAACUUGGAGAGCACUCGCCUGAAGGAGGCCGACCUGAUGAUGGCGUGCCAAGCACUGAGACACCCGAGCUGCUUGCUGGAGUCGCUGAGGUUGGAUCACUGUGGACUAACUCCCGCUUGUUGCCUGGUGAUCUCCCAGAUCCUUGUUACAUCCAUCAGUCUAAAAUCUCUCAGCCUGGUAGGAAAUAAGUUGGCGACGCAGGGUGUAAAGGCUCUCUGUGAGUCCUUGACAGCCUCGCAGUGCGCUCUGGAGAAGCUGAUACUGGGGAACUGUGGCCUCACCGCUGCCCACUGCCGGGACCUGGCCUCCGCCCUCAUCAGCAACCAGAGUUUGACGCACCUGUGCCUGUCAAGCAACAGCCUAGGGCGCGAAGGUGUGAAUCUGUUGUGUCGCGCCAUAAAGCUGCCCAGCUGCGGGCUACAGAGGCUGAUACUAAAUGAGUGCAACCUGGAUGUCGCCGGCUGUGGCUUUCUUGCGUUCGCCCUUAUGGGCAACAAACGUAUGACACAUCUGAGCCUCAGCAUGAACCCUGUGGAAGAUGAUGGGAUGAACCUUCUCUGUGAGGUCCUGAUGGAACCAUCUUGUCACCUCCAGGACCUGGAGAUGGUUAAGUGUCAUCUCACGGCCACCUGCUGCAAGAAGCUGUCCUGCGUGAUCACGAGGAACAAACACUUGAAGAGCCUGGAUCUGGCUGUGAACGCCCUGGGAGAUGACGGCAUCACGGCACUGUGCGAGGGGCUGAGGCACCGGAGGGCUUCUGUGUGGAGGCUGGGGUUGGAAGCGUGUGGACUGACUUCUGGUUGCUGCGAGGCCCUCGCCGCGGCCAUCCUCGGCAGCCAGCACCUGACCAGCUUGAAUCUGAUGCGGAACGAUCUCAGCCCUGAAGGAAUGACAACGCUGUGUCUGGCCCUCGCGCAGCCCACAUGCAACCUACAGAUAAUCGGGUUGUGGAAAUGGCAAUAUCCCACUCAAACAAGGAAGCUGCUAGAGGAGGUACAACGACAAAAGCCACAGAUGAUAAUUGGUGACAGCUGGUAUUCUACCGAUGAAGAUGACCGGUACUGGUGGAAAAACUGAAAACAAGA
Messenger RNA from Neogale vison (American mink), 6293 nucleotides. Its product is annotated as NACHT, LRR and PYD domains-containing protein 5-like. The transcript is spliced from 21 exons. Gene Ontology annotation, cellular component: cytosol; nucleus; subcortical maternal complex. Gene Ontology annotation, biological process: regulation of inflammatory response. Gene Ontology annotation, molecular function: protein binding. Lineage: Eukaryota; Metazoa; Chordata; Mammalia; Carnivora; Mustelidae. Bases 1 to 6285 code for a protein of 2094 amino acids. The record is from RefSeq and is a predicted model, not a curated record.